Molecule: messenger RNA, 4737 nt
Organism: Cotesia glomerata
Lineage: Eukaryota; Metazoa; Arthropoda; Insecta; Hymenoptera; Braconidae
Exons: 5
Coding region: 520-4002 (1160 amino acids)
Source: RefSeq, a predicted model, not a curated record
UUUUUUACAGAAAAAUUUAAUUCAAACAAAAGAAAGGCCAGAUGCAUACAUGGUGAUCGUUGAUUGAAAAUGGAGCUGAAGGCCUAAAGCUUAAAUUAAUAUAUGUAAAAUGCGGAAGAAAAGUUGAGAGAGAAGUAGAAGUAGAGGUAGAGAAAUCGAGUGUUGACACCUUUGACAAGUGCGGGGUCGCCCUUACACGUUUUGUGUACCGCUAACAAUAAUCAUUGCACCUGUUUGUCUACACAGUGUUGAGUGUUGCAAUAAAGUCGGACGUUUAUUUUUAUUGUCACAAAGUAUUUACAUAAACAAAAAAUCUAUUCCCAAUGUCUGGUUGCUCAAUAGGUUCCAAGUUUUGUGUCCGUUGUAAAGUGAAACACAUGGAACAAGUGAGGACACUUAGUAUUUGAUCUAAGACAGUCGAGAGUUUACAUUGACAUAAGUAGCCCAUUUAAUUUUUUAACAAAGAAGGAUUAAGUUUUAUGGUAAAAGCUAUUGGAAUGUUUUAUAGUUACAAUAGGUAUGGAGAUCACGAACGAGGGUCAUCAGGAGUUUAAUGAUGAUACACCUGUUUUAACGGCACAAAUCACCAACACUGGGCAUGACAAUGGCAUUGCUAAUUUGGAGGUGGUCCAAGACACGUCAAAGUCUUUGCUUGCCAAGUGUCACUCCAACCAGCAGCCGGAAGAUCGAGAGAUCAAAAUUGAAGACGUCAAUAAUGGCGAGUCGAGAAUUGAAAGAGAUUCACUUGAAAAAGAAACAGAUUCUGUGAAAACUGUUAAAAGUCCGAGUUCGUUAGCUUUUACCAUUGACUUUGGUGGCAACAAAGAAGUUGACUCUGUUAAAUAUCAAAAUUUAUUUCAACGAUAUAAUGCCAGGCAUAAACGAAAUCUUUCAACAUCUAAAAUUGAGAUUAAAUCUAAACCUGUUGCUGAUUCGUCGCCAAAUUGUCUACAAAAACAUAAACCAGUGAGUAUCCAUUCAGAAGGAUAUUUUAGCAGUGAAGAUGAUACUAAAAGAAAAGCUGAUAGAUUGUCACAAAAAUUAAAAGAAUUAGGUUUAAAAAAUACUAAAGGUGCUACUAAAAAGUCUGAUUUGAUGUCGAGAUCGAUGACUGAGAACACAAACGGUGACACAAAACGUAGAUCGUACCACGAGGAGUCGACGAAUAAUUGUGUGUAUGAAAUAACGUACUCGGCAACAAUGAACGACUUGAGUAAAAUGCAGAGUAAUGUCGAAGAGGAAUUAAAUCGUGUGCAAUAUUCGCCGGAAAAAAAGUACACUAAAAAUAUCGAGUAUAUUGAGAUAAAUCAUGACUACGGUGAAGAAGUCGAAAAAUCGAGUUUAGACACUGUCGAAAAGCUUUCAAACACUAGCUAUAUGUCCGACAAUUGUCCAUCCAAUGAAUUCGCUAGCAACAGUAGUAGGCAAACAAAUGUGCAAAUGAUGAGUGUUAGUUAUACUGGAGAAUCUAGUGGUGAUUUUGAUCAAACAAACUUGGAAGUUUUUAACGUCAGUACUGUUGACGCUGGAUCUGAUGGUACAGUAAGUGAAGCUGGGACUUAUACAAUUCAUAAGGAUUAUACAGACGAAGAAAAAGCAAGAAUGGAUAUUGAUAAAACUUUCAGUGUCGGAGUACUGACUGAAGAAGAGAGCAAUGAAUUGUAUGUCCAUCAUUUCAAGAUGCGAAGCUCUCGUGAUACAAAUACAUGGAUUACCGAGUGGGCAACCCAAGUUGCCGAACACAAUUCACUACCGCCUGUGAUCGGUGGCACAACUGGACGCACACCGCCAAUGAGUCCGUCUAAAAUUCCAUCCCCGAUUUACUCGCGAACCCAACGGGCUUCAAGAACCCGUUAUGAGCAAAGUGACAGCAGUUUGGACGCUGAAAUUCAACAAAUGCGUGAUAGAAUAACUUCAGUGCCGAAUUCUAAUCAACAUACGCUCAUUGAUUCUGGUGGAGAGUCUGAUGAGGACACCAGCAACAGUUACAACACUCCGCCUCAUAGUUCUCAACGCACUCCAACGCACAGCGCUCUUGUACGUCGUGGCAGCCUGUCCGAAUCGCUGUUCAAGCGAGUUAAUCACAAUGACUGUCGACGUAGCAUGAGAAAGUAUCCUGAGAUUAAGAAAAAAGAAGAAAUUCUUGAUGUGCCAAAGAGUCCGUCCCACGUUCUAGCUCGUCUUCAUCUUGAACGCGGUAAUUCUUUAGAUCGCAAGUCUGAUACCGCUGAAUCAAACUCAUCACGACGCACUAGUCUUAAGAACUAUACAACUGAUGAUAAUUUUAAGCAUACAAACAGUCCAAUUUUAAAUCGUCUUCGUACUAAUAACUCUACAACUCCUAAAUUAACAAAUAGUCCGAUACUUGGACACAAAACAAUUACUACUAAAAUAUUAAACUCGCCGAGCUUUGAAAGACCUAAACAAUUGCUUGUUAAAUCAAAUUCACAAGCUAAAAAUGUUGGUUACUUUACGUGUGUUGAGAAUAGUCCUUAUAUGCUGAGAAAAUCAAAUAGCACGUCAAAUUACCGAGAAGAUAUGUCACCGGGGAUCAAGGAGCUCUCAGUGCUCAAUAGCAAUAGUAUUUAUCAGCGUAAUUCUGUGGGUAUUCAGCGUUCUUCCAGCAACACAAGUAUCCGCAUUGCAAAAACUAAAAAUAUGUUAGCACGUCGCAGCAGCUUCAAUGAUCAGGGAGACCGAUUGUCUAAAACGAAGCAUGUUGUAUCAGAUAGCAGCAGCGAAGCUGGUGAAACGCACAACAUACCAGCCCCGCCGAUAUCAUCUGGUAUUAAAUUAAAUCGCGCAUUCAGUAUUCGUAGAGCACGUGUUACUUGUGAUUCAGACACGACACCCAACACGACUCCAGAAGAACGACGACGGAAAGCUCAAAUGGAAAUAAAAUCCGCCCCGUCUUCUGCACGUCAAUCAUCAAGUCAUCAUCGUGCGCGGACGAGCAGUGUUGGUGCAAAUAAUAAAGAUAAUUAUAAAAAACCUGAGACACGUCCACGUGUCCCCUCGUUGUCUAGAAAUGAGGGUGGUAGGUACAGUAUGCGUGGCCAGAAAAGCACAUCUAGUACAUCAACUUCACGGCCUAAUUCCGGUGUUAAAGGCGGCAAAGAUGCGAAAAAUUCAGGUCGUAGUAAUUCAACGUUAACUUCCAAAGAAGUUGAAUUUCAAAAUUGGAAACGUAGAAAAAAUUAUGAUCCGAUGAAAGCUGCAGCAGAGGGUAAAAAAAAAUUGGACAAUUCAAGAAAACAUCACAGCACUGAAGACGGUAAUAAUAGUCGAGAUAAUUCAGUUUUACGCUCAGCGAGCUUUCAUGGCACACAUGGAGUGCUUUCUCUGGCUGAUGACUGGUCUGAUAAUGAAUUAAAUUUUGUUGAACAAAAAGAAAUAAUUCAGAUACCUCCACCGUGCAGUCCUCGCGACAGUGACAGUGAUUUAGAUACGUCAUCUUAUCUUCAGACGACGCAAAAUGUCAUGUCUGCUAUGUCAGCAAGGAUCACUGUCUACCAGCCAGCGCCAGUUGACUCUGGAGGCGAAAGUGAUGAGGACACCAGCCAAAGCUUGAAACAAACAAAUAAAAUAUCUCAUCAAGUUAGUGACACUGAGAGCAGCGAUGACCCGCAUCCUGUCGGAUCGAAAUUCAACCGAUCGUAUGGCCUGAGAAAAUCACGAGAAAGUCAGGAAGUUAAGAGCGCGCCGAUUAAAACACGAACUCCUGUAGUUAAUUCAAAACCCAGAGCUGAAACCGCUAGUAUUGCUCGCACAGAUUCCGGGAGAUUCAGCAUGCGUACCAAGGGAUCAACAACUGGACCAAAAGCUAAACUUAAAGACGUGAAAAAACAGAGCCAGUCUAUCACCAGAGAACAGGAAAUGCAAAAUUGGAAGAGACGGAAGAGUUAUGAUCCAAUGAAAGCUGCGAUGGAAGGCAAGCGGAAAGCUGGAUUAGCUAAAAAAAAUCUUAAUUCUGAGUCUUCCAGGAAUCUUAGCGAUCGAUAAUAGUCUACAGCAAUGCGAGAAAGUGGUAUGAAUUGUAUUUAAAAUGUACUGAGAUCUCAAAGCUUCCACGGGCCAGUGAAUUUUGGUAUCAGCGAGUGGAGCGACGAAGAUAUUUCCGCUUCUGCUGAUGAAGCUCCUAUUUAUUAACGACUAUGAUAUUAACGAUAAUGACUCGAUAUAAUUAUUACUUUAUGACAAUUAUCUUAAUGUCAAGUUUCGCUAAUUAUAGAUAAGCCGGUGAAAAAAAAAAUCCAUGACUUGAUAUUAAUUAUUUAAAAGAAAGUUUAUUGCGUAAUCGAAUUAUCGAUUUAGUUGUUACAAUUAAGUUUUAUUUUAUAAAGUUAUCGGUAUGCUGAAACAACUGCUAAUUAUCAUAACUUUUUUUUUUCAGUUAUUGAAAUAAAUAAAGUGAACAAAGCGUGUGUAAAAAAAGUGAAAUAGCUGAAAUUAAUAAUUCAAUGCUAAAAAACGGAAUUAUAACUUAGGGAUUAUCGUAAUAAUUGUACAAAAUAUAAUGUUUUAUUGUUUACUAUAGGUUUCGAUAUUUUCUGAGAUUGCAAAUAGCUUUAUUGCACUUAUAUAUAUGUUUACUUUGAGUGAUUUUUUUGUUUUCUUAUCAUAUAUUAACUUUAUAAAAGAUGUAUAUUUGAUUUAAAAGUAAUCAACUGUAUUCUAUGAUAAUUCGAAAUUUAUUUACAUUGGAUUUGUUAUGCUUGUGAGAAAUGUGCCUCUAUU